CAUUGAUCUGAAGCAACUGCUCAUGCGCGAGAAACAUCAAAACAAGCACAAAGACAGAUUUCAAAUCCUUGCAACACCGGUGAACAUUACACAAAUUGUGUUACUAAGCUUUCACUGACUUCUCUUCUUUUAUUGGACACUGGAUAGACCGCAUUACAUCCUUCCAAGCACAGAGGUGACCCUCUGACUCUCUGUGUCACUGCUCAGUCAUGGACACAGGUUCUGUAGCAGGUAGGACCAGUUCGGUCUCCGAGGAGAUGGAGGGGAUAUGUGUGAUGCCAGAUAUGAGCAGCAUCAAGUCGGAACACCCGGGUGGGAGUGCGGACGACACAGGUGCACAGAACGUGGCCAUGGGGAUCAAGUUCAUCCUUCCCAACCGCUUCGAUAUGAACGUGUGCUCGAGGUUCGUCAAGUCGCUCAACGAGGAGGACAGCAAAAACAUCCAGGACCAGGUCAACUCCGACUUGGAGGUGGCAUCUGUUUUAUUUAAAGCCGAGUGUAAUAUUCAGACGUCGCCCUCACCAGGGAUACAAGUGCGUCAUGUUUACACCCCAUCCACCACCAAACACUUCUCCCCUAUCAAACAGUCGACAACACUCACCAACAAGCACCGCGGCAACGAGGUGUCCUCCACUCCUCUUUUGGUCCACUCCCUGUCCAUUCACCAGCUGGCAGCACAAGGAGAAAUGGUGUUCUUGGCCAGCAGGAUUGAACAAGAGACAGUGAUUAAUCUGCAGGAUGAGGAAGGCUUCACCCCCCUGAUGUGGGCUGCAGCACACGGACAGAUAGCAGUCGUAGAGUUCCUGCUCCAGAACGGAGCGGACCCCAACCUGUUGGCUAAAGGCAGAGAGAGUGCUCUGUCUCUGGCCUGCAGUAAGGGAUACACAGACAUCGUGAAGAUGCUCAUUGAUUGUGGGGUGGAUGUCAAUGAAUAUGACUGGAACGGAGGGGUUCCCGUGCUCUACGCCGUCCAUGGAAACCAUUUGCGUUGUGUGGAAAUUCUCCUAGAAAGUGGUGCCGACCCCACCAUUGAGUCUGACUCUGGCUUCAACGCUAUGGAUAUGGCUGUGGCAAUGGGCCAUAGGAAUGUUCAACAGGUGAUGGAGGCCCACCUACUGAAGCUGCUGAUGGGGAUCAGAGAGUGACCCACUAACCUGGGGGACAAGAGGAGGAAGGACUGCCUGUGAAUGGAAAUACAGUGGACACCAUAAUGAAGAAAGAAAUAUGUCUGAGGACAAUCGUGUAGCAUGUUUGAGACUGUCUUAUCUGUUAGGGUGAAGCUCAGGUGUGAAUGGUUUUGAUGAAGCAUGUGUGAGUAUUUAUGGAGACACGCAACUCAAAUGUGUAUGUUUCAGGCCUCCGUUUUGGGUAGACGCCCUUUUCUUUAGGAGUUUAGUUUGUUACAAUGUAAAUACGUUUUGAGCCAAAUGCUAAUGUAGAAAGUAGUGCAUAAACCCAAACGUCUGCUCUAAUUGUGCAUCGAUAUCAAUGGGAGAUGUUUGUGAAAGUUUAAGAUAUAAGUUCACACUUUUCAUUUGAGAAUUCUGCUCAAGAAACGGGUAAACACUAUAACGUUGUGAUGAAAUUAAGUAGAUCUAAUUGAUUGUUUAGAAAAAAAGUUAUGUUUUUGUGUAUGUUUAUGACUGACUGACUUUACAUUGGAGGAAGUAGGUUGUUUUCAAUCAAAAUGGUAAUAAAUAAACAAAUAGCUUCUUAACGAGAGCAAUUUCUCAAGCAAGAAUUUUGCUAGGACUGUCUGGGAGUGG
This is a messenger RNA of Coregonus clupeaformis (lake whitefish), 1766 nucleotides long. RefSeq names its product ankyrin repeat family A protein 2. The record is from RefSeq and is a predicted model, not a curated record. NCBI's taxonomy places the organism in Eukaryota, Metazoa, Chordata, Actinopteri, Salmoniformes, Salmonidae. The transcript has 9 exons. Gene Ontology annotation, molecular function: protein binding. The coding region runs from base 210 to 1145 and encodes 311 amino acids. Gene Ontology annotation, biological process: regulation of gene expression. Gene Ontology annotation, cellular component: nucleus.